AUGGACAUUCCGAUUCAGGUUCAAGAACUUGAUACCACGGGUCACAAUACAGCAAACUAUCGAUACGAUGUCUCUACUGGUACGCUCAAAUCGUCUCCGGUAACAAUCGCAAGAGACGGAAAUCCUCAGGUCUUUCGGUACUUGAGCCCGUUCCUCCCUGCAGGAUAUCCUGCAACAGUUACCCCGGAUUACACGCCAUAUCAGAUAUACGAUUCCCUACAAGCAUUCGCUUCUACGAUAGCCGGCCUUCUGGCCUCCCGGGCUGUUUUUGUAGGGAUGGGAGUUGGGUCUGAGGAUGCGUCAGUAAUCACCACGAUGUUGUUAUACAUCGCACAGGCCACUAUCGGAAGACUCGCAACCAUUGCAUUCGCGGAUCGUUUCUCCCAGAGGAUCGAGGCCGAUGUGAAAUUCUAUCGCUUCUUCGCAGACAUUGUCAAUGACACAGCCUUUGUGCUUGAUUGUAUCAGCCCGAACUUGCCAAUACUUGGGCGGGCACUCACCUUAUGUGUGAGCAACGCCUGUCGUGCUCUUUGCGGUGUCGCUGGUGGGAGUAGCAAGGCUAUAUUGAGCACCCACUUUGCAAAGGCAGGAAACAUUGGCGAACUCAACGCCAAGGAUGGCAGUCAAGAGACUGUGGUCAGUUUGAUCGGCAUGUGGGUAGGAGGAUUGGUCGUCAGCAAAGUGGAAGGUACGCUAGAGACAUGGUGUUGCUUGCUGCCUCUACUCGCACUACAUCUGUGGUGCAAUUGGAAAGCAGUGAAAAGCGUGAGGUUGUCGACCUUGAACACUGAGAGGGCUGUCUUAUUAUUUGACGGAAUUCUCCAUGGACACACCAAAAGCUUGAAUGAUGUAGGCAGGCAGGAAACGGUCCUAGGGAGAGCCAGAAUCUUGCGCACAGCUGAAGGCCGAUUACUCUCGUCGUGCAAAAUCGGUGCAUCUGUGGAUAACUUACUUCAAUGUAUGCGACUGCACGAGCUAGGCGCGAUAGGUGGCUCAGAUGAUGUCGACAAGAGCUUCGCACGCCUAUUGGAAAUCUUCCGGGAAGAAAAAUAUUUGUUAUGGGUGAACACGACAACCAAUCGAGCAGUCAUAGUUUUGACAGCAGACGCCUCAAGUGUAACUCAAGCCAAAGGCUUUCUACAUUUGAUGCGGCUUCUGAGAUCUCAGUCAUCUUCACUAAGCGAACGAAAAGAGGGAGUGAAGGGAAUUCAAGAACCCAUGUCAUUGCCCCCACAGACCGAUGAGAUUCUGGCACGUCUCAAACAAACACUUGAUCAGAACAACGAACACUGGCCUGCAAUCGUGGCACGCGUUGAGGCAGCCGGCUGGGAGCUGGAAAAGGGGAAUCUUGAGCAAGGAGAAUGCUACCGGAUCCGCACAGGGGACUGUCCCGAGACCAAGAAGGACAAGUAA
Molecule: messenger RNA, 1413 nt
Organism: Exophiala bonariae
Lineage: Eukaryota; Fungi; Ascomycota; Eurotiomycetes; Chaetothyriales; Herpotrichiellaceae
Exons: 1
Coding region: 1-1413 (470 amino acids)
Source: RefSeq, a predicted model, not a curated record